GCCUAUUCGGCCGAUGGCCGUUGUUCUCUUUCUUAUCGGAAGCGGGGCCAGCUGGCAGCACGGGGACGAGGCUGAUGCUAGUCUGGCAGUUUGUCGCGUCGCAGCAUGUUGCGUCUUACAAUCGUUCUUGCGAGUUUGGCAGCUUGCCAUGCACUGCCACGUCCGCUAGAAGAGAAUUCAAAACUCAAAAUUGUCGGAGGGCUGACAGCGGAUAUUAAAGACUUCCCGUUUCAGGUCUCGCUACGGAGAGAUGACGUCAUAUAUUGCGGUGGGUCCAUCUUGAGCGAGCAUUGGAUACUGACUGCUGGACACUGCGUCUACGACUUGCACGGGGAUUUGGCGUCAGUGAAGAUCCGUGUGGGUUCAACCUCACAAUCCUCCGGCGGCCAGGAGGUGGGCUUGGCGUGGGCGGCUACGCACCCACAGUUCAACAUCCGCACCUACGUCUACGACGUCGGCCUCUUGAAGGUCGACACUCCGUUGGUCCUGAACAAGGUCUCGGCGCGCCCCACUAGACUAGUGGCCGCCGGCAAGUCCCUGACGCCCGGCCAGCUUCUCACUAUCAGUGGAUGGGGACGUCUAGCGAUAAACAACCCCGACGCACCUGACCACUUACUCGCUGUGAUGCUGCCGAAUCUACCUCUGGAAGUGUGCAAAGGCCUGUACGCAACAAGGAACCUGCUGGUUGACGACACCAUGAUUUGCGCAGGUUUCGGCGGCAAAGACUCUUGCAAGGGUGACUCGGGCGGGCCAGUCGUGGACGACCAGCAGGUGCAGGUGGGCAUCGUGUCCUGGGGCGUCGGCUGCGGCGACGUGGGAUACCCCGGCCUCUACUCCAACCUCGCCAACCCCAUCCUGCGACAGUGGAUUGUACAGACCGUGGAGGCGCCUCAAAGCUAGCCCCAGACAACAUUGUCAAACACAAAACUGUGAAGCCAUUUCGAAUAAAAGGAAUAAAGCUUUACUUAUAUAUACAUUA
This is a messenger RNA of Thrips palmi, 979 nucleotides long. Its product is annotated as trypsin-like. Gene Ontology annotation, molecular function: serine-type endopeptidase activity. The transcript is spliced from 6 exons. The record is from RefSeq and is a predicted model, not a curated record. Lineage: Eukaryota; Metazoa; Arthropoda; Insecta; Thysanoptera; Thripidae. The coding region runs from base 106 to 900 and encodes 264 amino acids. Gene Ontology annotation, biological process: proteolysis.